UUAGCCUUAUAUGUUGGUUGUUUUCACACACUACAGUCACAACUGUGUACAAACACCUUAUAAAAGUGAUUUUUACAUUCUAUGGCACCUUACAGUAAAAAUUGUCAAUUUUGAAAUGCACAUCAAAAUCCUUAUUCAAAAACAGACUAUGAUGGAAGCUCUUUCUUUUUCUAUGUCUGAAGAAAAAGCUGUUUCAGACACAGAUAGAUGUGCAGCAGAUGAUCCAUAAUAGAAUGAAGAAGAUUGAAGUGAUCCAGUACUCAGUCGAACUGAAAAUGAGGAACACAGAGGAAGAGAAAUCGUCCAGUGUUGAUCUCUUCACUGAUCUGAUCCGCUCCAUUGAGAGAUGUCAGUCUGAGCUGCUGAAGAUGAUGGAGGAACAGCAGAAAGCAGCAGAGAAACAGGCUGAAGAUCUCAUUAAAGAGCUGCAGCAGGAAAUCACUGAUCUGAAGAAGAGAAACACUGAGCUGGAGCAGAUCACACACACUGAUGAUCAUCUGCAGCUCCUGCAGAAGUUCUCAUCCCUGUGCAGUUGUCCACACAUCAAGAACUGGACUAAGAUCAAGAUUGACUAUGAUAAGGACGUGUUUCAUAUGAACAGAGCUUUGAUACAGCUCAAGAAAACUCUAGAUGAAAAACUCAGUCAGUCUGUGGAUGUGACUCUGGAUCCCGAUACAGCGAAUCCAUAUCUCAUCGUGUCUGAUGAUGGAAAACAAGUCAGUCAUGGAGACAUUAAACAGGACGUCCCAGAAAACCCAAAGAGAUUUGAUGAUGUUUUGUGUGUUCUGGCAAAGCAAGGAUUCAAUUCUGGGAGAUUUUACUAUGAGGUGCAGGUGAAGGAAAAGACUGAGUGGGGUUUAGGAGUGGUCAGAGAAUCUGUUAACAGGAAGGGAGAUAUUACACUGACUCCUGAGAAUGGAUUCUGGACUGUGAUUCUGAGGAAUGAGAAUCAAUAUGCAGCUUGUGAUGAUCCACCUGUAUCUUUCUCUCUGAAAGUGAAACCUGAGAAGGUGGGAGUGUUUGUGGAUUAUGAGGAGGGUCUGGUCUCUUUUUAUGAUGUGGAGUCCAGAUCUCAUAUCUACUCUUUCACUGGUCAGACUUUCACUGACAAACUCUAUCCAUAUUUUAACCCACGCCAUAAUGAAGGAGGUAAAAACUCAAACCCUCUGAUCAUCACAUGUUAAUGAAUUA
Carassius auratus (goldfish) is the source of this 1191-nucleotide messenger RNA. RefSeq names its product E3 ubiquitin-protein ligase TRIM39-like. The record is from RefSeq and is a predicted model, not a curated record. The coding region runs from base 219 to 1184 and encodes 321 amino acids. Lineage: Eukaryota; Metazoa; Chordata; Actinopteri; Cypriniformes; Cyprinidae. Gene Ontology annotation, molecular function: protein binding. The transcript has 4 exons.